Molecule: messenger RNA, 828 nt
Organism: Striga hermonthica
Lineage: Eukaryota; Viridiplantae; Streptophyta; Magnoliopsida; Lamiales; Orobanchaceae
Source: the annotation of a GenBank genome assembly
AUGGGAAGAGCACCAUGUUGUGAUAAGAAGGGGCUGAAAAAGGGGCCAUGGGCUCCUGAGGAAGAUGAGAAGCUGCUGGACUACAUUAACAAGCAUGGUCAUGGCAGCUGGAGAUCUCUCCCCAAGCUUGCAGGUCUUCUUCGUUGCGGGAAGAGCUGUCGGUUGAGGUGGACAAACUAUCUGAGGCCAGACAUCAAACGUGGGCCUUUCAGCCCUCAAGAAGAAAAGCUUGUCAUACAAUUGCACGCUAUUCUUGGCAACAGGUGGGCCGCAAUAGCCUCUCAGCUUCAGGGCAGAACAGACAAUGAGAUCAAGAACCUAUGGAACACUCACCUCAAGAAACGGUUGCUCCUAAUGGGCAUCGACCCUGACACCCACGAGCCCAUCUCGACGCCAAGUGGCGCUCCCUCGGCCCGCCACAUGGCACAAUGGGAGAGCGCCAGGCUAGAGGCCGAGGCCCGCCUGUCCCAAGAAUCCCUCUUGCUCCCCUCCUCAUCGUUUGCCAACAAGUCCGAGUCCGACCUCUUCCUGCGCCUGUGGAAUUCUGAAGUCGGGGAAACUUUUCGAAACUUGAAAAGUGGAGGGAAAACUCUGUCAGAAAAUGGUGCCAUCCAAAGAGAGCCUAAUCCGACUCCUCCCGAGGGCAACAAAUGUUGUGACGAGUGUGUGAGCUCGAACGAGCCCCAAGAUUCGGAUGAAGACGAAGAAUCUACCUUGGACCUGCUUUUGGAUUUCCCGAGCGAUGACAUGAGCUUCUUGGAAAACGGCGAAGGCUGCUGCUAUAGCGGCUUGUACCCUGGCAUUUUAGACCGUAAGCCGAUCGUGUAG